UUGAGCUGCUUUUGCCCAGUAUCUGGUGAUUCACUGCUGUUGAGAGGAGAAAUGGCACAGAGACUAAAUCAGUUGGAUUCAGAGAAAUUCUCUUGUUCAAUCUGUUUGGAGCUACUGCAAAAUCCAGUGACUAUUCCCUGUGGACACAGCUACUGCUUGAACUGCAUUAAAACCCACUUUGAUGAAGAGGACAGGAAGCAAAUCCACACCUGCCCUCAGUGCAGGAAGACUUUCAUAACAAGGCCUAUCCUGGAGAAAAACAUCUUGUUAGCAGAGCUGGUGGAAGGCCUGAAUAAAACUGGACCCCAGGCUGUUCUGGCUGAUCACUGCUAUGCUGGACCUGAAGACGUGUCAUGUGAUGUCUGUACUGGGACUAAGCUGAAAGCCAGCAAAACCUGUCUGGUCUGUUUAGUUUCUUACUGCAGGAAACACCUACAACCUCACCACGAUGUUGCCCAGCUAAGUAAGCACACACUUGCUGGGCCAUUCAAGAAGCUCCAAGAGAACAUCUGUUUUCGCCAUAAUGAGGUGAUGAAGAUUUUUUGUCGUACUGAUCAGCAGACUGUCUGCUAUCUCUGCUUGCUGGAUGAACAUAAAGGCCAUGAAACAGUCCCAGCUGCAACAGAAAGGACAGAGAAACAGAAAGAGCUCGAGGUGAGACGACUAAAAAUCCAGCAGAGUAUCCAGAACAGAGAGAAAGAUGUCAAGCUGCUUCAGCAACAGGUAGAGGCCAUCAUUAGCUCUGCUGAUAAAACAGUGGUGGACAGUGAGAAGAUGUUCACUGAACUGAUUCAUCUCAUUCAGAAAAGAAGCUCUGAUGUGAAGCAGCAGGUCAGAUCCAAGCAGGAAACUGAAGUGAAUCGAGUCAAAGAGGUUCUGGAAAAACUGGAGAAAGAGAUCGCUGAGCUAAAGAGGAAAGAGGCAGAACUGGAGCAGCUCUCACACACUGAGGAUCACAACCAGUUUCUACACAACUACCCCUCACUGUCAACACUCACUGAUUCUACACCCUCAUCCAGUAUCAGCAUCUGUCCUCAGAGGUACUUUGAGAAUGUGACAGCAGCUCUUUCAGAGGCCAGAGAUAAACUACAGGAAUUUCUGAGAGAGAAAUGGACAAAUUCCUCACUAAAAGUGACUGAAAAGGAUGCUCUGCUGUCACUACCAGAGCCAAAGACCAGGGCUGGAUUCUUAAAAUACUCCAGUGAAAUCACACUGGAUCCAAACACUGCAUUUCCACAUGUGUUAUUAUCUGAGGGCAAUAGAAAAGCAACAAGAGUGAAACAAAAACAGGCUUAUUUUCAUCAUCCAGACAGAUUCACUGUAUGGGAGCAGGUCCUGAGUAGAGAGAGUCUGACUGGACGUUGCUACUGGGAGGUGGAAUGGAGAGGGGGAGGAGUCGGUGUAGCAGUUGCAUACAAGAAUAUCAGAAGAACAGGAAAGUCAUAUGAAUGUUUAUUUGGUUUCAAUGACAAAUCAUGGGCAUUAUGUUGUGACACAAACAGUUAUGUAUUUUGGCACAACAAUGUACAAACUAAGCUCUCAGGUCCUCGGUCCUUCAGAGUAGGGGUCUACCUGGAUCACAGUGCAGGUAUUCUGUCAUUCUACAGCAUCUCUGAAACCAUGACCCUCCUCCACAGAGUCCAGACCACAUUCACUCAGCCUCUCUCUGUUGGACUUUGGCUUUGGGUAGAUGGCGUCACUGCAGAGUUGAUUCAAAUCAAAUAGAUGGACAAGCCAAGUUCAUUUCAAUCCCCGAUCAUUAUGUAUACCUCUAAAAGAGGCUUUUUCUGAAGCAUUCAGUGGUCAACAGAUAUCUGAGAAUAAUUUUGCAGUGAUUACAACUGUACUUAUAUUUAUAUAAAUAGAAAUCGGAAUUUGUUAUUAUAACUAACAUGAGUUAAUGUGAGUUUAAAUUAUGCUACUUUUUAUAUUCAGCAUAUUUUAAAUCAUUAAUCUGUCUAGUUUAGUCUGGUUAGUGGUUUUAUUCUGUUUAAUUCUGUGGCUGUCCAGGUUAAGUGCAAAACAUGCAUUGGAGCUGUAAAGAUUCAUCUGUUAGUGAAUGAUUAGACAUUUUGUUUUAUCAUUAUUUUACUCAUAUAUACAUAUUUCUGAUUUCUAAAAUGUAAAAAUUAAUUUUCCUUUUUAUAUAUGAUUGUAAACUUAAUGUCAUUGUGGCUUCAACUUUUAAAAUGUAACCAAAAUUUGGAUCCUGAAGUUGUUUGAGGUUAUAAUGAUAAUUAUAUUAUAAUGACAAUUACAUGGAUAUAAUUUUCUUGCAUUUAUAGUUAAAUAUUUGUGUAUCUCUAAAUUAAUAUAAUUUUCACAUAAAAAUUUGAUGCCACUUCAUGAUUUAACAAUGAAAAUGAAAUAAUACCAAAUGAUCUAAAAGCUACUUUCAACUGCCCCUUUAUUCACAAACAGUGAUCACAGUGGGUAGCUCCCCACGUACGGUAGAGGAGAAGGGUCAGGUAUACGCUAACAUUGUACAGUCACUCCCAUCAUUUUUAAUGUUAAAAUUAAAAAUGAUGGGAGCAGUUACUACAAAGAUAACAAAAACAGCAACAAUCAAAAGAAAAUGAGAGUGAUAUAAGCGAUAUAAUGGAGGGAAAUAAAAGAGGGAUGAAAAAAUAGAAUCAUAAGUUUAUAAAAAGAACAACUAAAGUACAGACUUUGAAAUUGUGAUUUAGAAAUACAAAACUUCAGGUAGUAUUUAAAACUUAUAUCUUUUGUCAUUUCUUCAGUCCUUUGCCAGUCACACCUCCCUGACAUGUAAAGUCAAUUAAACUAUUGACAAGUCUCCAUUACACCUCACACAGCUUUUCAUUUGGGAUUCUUUUUACAUGAGACUUUUGCUACAGUUCUACUUGGCAGAUCUACAAACAGGCUUUUUCUUUCCAGGAUUGCAUUAAACAAUUUCGUUAAAAAGUUGACUGCCUUCUCUGCUAAACAUACCUGUACCUCUACAGGUAUGUAAUCUGGACCA
This is a messenger RNA of Oreochromis aureus, 2983 nucleotides long. RefSeq names its product tripartite motif-containing protein 16-like. Gene Ontology annotation, molecular function: protein binding; zinc ion binding. Bases 52 to 1725 code for a protein of 557 amino acids. Lineage: Eukaryota; Metazoa; Chordata; Actinopteri; Cichliformes; Cichlidae. The record is from RefSeq and is a predicted model, not a curated record. The transcript has a single exon.